Salvia miltiorrhiza (redroot sage) is the source of this 1359-nucleotide messenger RNA. Its product is annotated as 12-oxophytodienoate reductase 1-like. The record is from RefSeq and is a predicted model, not a curated record. Gene Ontology annotation, molecular function: oxidoreductase activity; FMN binding. Lineage: Eukaryota; Viridiplantae; Streptophyta; Magnoliopsida; Lamiales; Lamiaceae. The transcript is spliced from 4 exons. The coding region runs from base 145 to 1245 and encodes 366 amino acids.
AAUAUCGAAGACAAUGAUGUAAUCGCCUACGCAAUUGUCGCAGCUUCUGCAACUACUAUAAAUCCCUCCUCUGUUUUACACGGUUGAACAAGAAUUAAUUAAAAAACUAGACAAAGUUAAGAGAUAGAAUUAAUCUCAAGAGUUAUGGCAGCUGAAGACACUGAUGUUAUUCCUCUGCUCACCCCCCACAAAAUGGGGGAAUUCACACUCUCCCACAGAAUAGUAUUAGCACCAUUAACCAGAAACCGAUCAUACAACAACGUUCCACAGCCGCAUGCCGCCUUGUAUUACUCGCAGCGAGCAACCAAAGGCGGCCUCCUCAUCACUGAAGGCACAGGUGUAUCCGACACUGCUCAAGGAUACCCAGAUACACCUGGAAUUUGGACAAAGGAGCAUGUGGAGGCAUGGAAACCUAUAGUGGAAGCAGUCCAUUUAAAGGGUGGUGUUUUCUUCGUGCAGUUGGCGCACGUUGGCCGUGUCUCUACUUAUGAUUACCAGCCUGGCGGUGAAGCUCCAGUCGCACCAACAGACAAGGCAUUGACCCCUGGCUUAUACGGAGUAGAUUGGUCUCCUCCCAGAAAACUAACCACCGACGAAAUCCACGGCAUCGUCAACGAUUUCAGGCUGGCUGCUCGCAACGCUAUCGAAGCAGGAUUUGACGGAGUCGAGCUACACGGCGCCAACGGCUUCUUACUGGAGCAGUUCAUGAAGGAUCAAGUGAACGACAGGACAGACGAAUACGGCGGCAGCCUCGAGAACAGGUGCCGCUUCGCUCUGGAGGUGGCGGCGGCGGUGAGCGACGAGAUAGGAUCGCACAGAGUGGGGAUGCGGCUGUCUCCCUACACCGAUUUCAACGAGGCGGUGGACUCGGAUCCGGACGGCCUCGGGCUCUACAUGGCCAACGCGCUCAGCAAGCUCGACCUCGUGUACCUCCACGUCAUCGAGCCGCGAGGCGAGGGUGCGACGGCGAGCGAAGGGUGUGGUGAAGAUCAGCUCCUCCCCAUGAGGAAGGCCUUCAGCAACACCUUCAUCGUUGCUGAUGGCUUCGACAGGGCUAAGGGGAAUUGCGCCGUGGAUGAUGGCGCCGCCGAUUUGGUGGCGUACGGCCGCCUCUUCUUGGCGAAUCCGGAUUUGCCGGAGAGGUAUCGUUUGGAUGCGCCGCUUAACAAGUAUGAUAGGAACACUUUCUACACUUCUCACCCUGUCGUUGGUUACACUGACUAUCCAUUUCUUCAACAACCAUAGCAUAGCACGGCAUAGCUUCUUCUUUUUCACCACUCCUCGAUGAAGGAAUACAUUGUAUUUGUAUGUUUCCAAAUGAUUUAUUAUUGUGUUUGGUAAUGGUUUUACCAAGUUACA